Messenger RNA from Canis lupus familiaris (dog), 1419 nucleotides. It is a transcript of the gene LDLRAD2, whose product is annotated as low density lipoprotein receptor class A domain containing 2. The record is from RefSeq and is a predicted model, not a curated record. Lineage: Eukaryota; Metazoa; Chordata; Mammalia; Carnivora; Canidae. Gene Ontology annotation, molecular function: protein binding.
UCAGCUUACCCAGAGAACAGCAGUUCUCUGAGGCUGUGGGUCCCCCUCCCAGAAGCCUUGUGGGUUAACCGGAUCUGAGUUUCCUGGUUCCCGUCUGGCAGGGGAUGAGUGGACAUUUUCACUGCCUUCGUUCCCCAGGCUCCAGCCUCAGCCCCCAAUCUCCAUGGCAACCCUAGACACAAUCCUAAUCUGAAGAAGGAUCUGGAGCAUAAAGACCACUAUAAGGAGGCCAGAGGGCUGGUGGACUCACCUCCUCUUGCUCCUUGUGUCCUGCCAGCCCGUCUGCUGGGUCCCCACACCCUGGUCUCCCCAGGGACAUCCAAACUGAGGAUUCUGCAGGUCUGCGCCACUGCUGGGCACAGCGGGGCUAUGGAGGCCUGUCCUCUGCAGCUGCUUCUGCUGGGGGCGGCUGCCUUGGCUGCAUCUGCUCUGGAGACAGCCGACCUGGCGGCCCGGUGCGGGCGGACGUGGCAGGGGGCCGGGCUGCUGCUGCGCUCUCACGCCGCCUCGCGCUCCUCCUACUUCGUGGCCCGGGACGCCGACUGCGCGCUCUGGAUGCGGGCGGCGGCCGCCGGCGACAGGAUCCGCUUCCAGUUCCGCUUCUUCCUGGUGUACAGCUUGGCCGCGGCGGCCCCGGGGUCCCCGGCGCCCCCCGCCAACCCCGCCGCCCCCGCCGCCUCCGCCGCGCCCGCCGACCCCUGCGCCCCCGGCUCGUACGUGCAGUUCUACGAGGGCCCGCCGGGGGCGCCGCGGCCCCUGGGCGCCCGGGUGUGCGGCCGCAGCAUCCCCGCCGCCGUCGCGUCCUCCGGGCCCGUCCUGGGCCUCCGCCUGCGCACCCGGGGCCGCCAGCCCCGCGUGGCCUUCGUGGGCGAGGCCACCUCCUUCCGGCUGGGAUCCUGUGGUGCCUACUUCCGCUGUCAGAACGGCAGGUGCAUCCCCCCGAGCCUGGUGUGCGAUCGCUGGGGCGUGGACAACUGUGGCGACGGUAGUGACCAGGCUUCCUGGCCACCAGCCAACUGCAGAGGUCCCUCGCUGGCGCCCAGCCAGGCAGGGAGUACAGACGGCCCUCCGCCCAGGCCCCUGACGCUCUCCCCGGCUCUCGGGUCUGCAGGUCCCCUCCAGGUGGCCGCCGGGAGGAGCUCCCCUGCAGGCCGGGCCCCCGAACAGCAGGAUGCCGCAGCCCCUCCGGGAGGUCCCCGGCUCCGGGCCGCGGCGCUGGUCUCCUCGCUGGUCCUGGCCUCUGCGGGCCUCCUCCUGGGCCUCCUCUGGUGCUGCUGUGCCUCCAGCCGGCUGGCCCGGCAGGCUGGCGCCCGUGGCCUCUGCCCCCACUGCAGCAUCUGUCCGUGUCUUGGCCAGGUGGCUCCUGGGGGGCUGCAGCCCAGUGGCCCGGCCUUCCAGGGCCAGGGAGGACGUCCCUAG